UAAGGAUCGACAGCGAAUGGUCCCGCGUCGACUUCAAAGUGAAAAUCGCGAAAGAAAAAUAAUUCACUAUAAUCGCGCGGCAGAAUUAACGCGCGCCGUUAUUUCCCCGUAAAAAGCUUUUGUGGUCAAGCUGCUGCCCUAACCUCGGAAUCUCGUGAACUGUGUCGCAUGAUUCAGUCUCUGGGAUAGCUCUCCUCCGUAGUAGCAUUUUUAAUUGAAUACAAAGAAACACAUCGUUAUUGUUUAUUUGUGUGCGCGCACGUACGCGAGACGUCAGCUAGAAGAACGGUCUGUUACAAGCACACCCGAGUUUAGAACGUUCACGAGCAACAUCGAGGACAGUCGUUCUCGUUGAUUCGAUCAUCCUUUAAAAUGUUCUUAUAGUUUCAACGGUCAAACGUGCAUUCGCGAACGAAUAUUACGAAAUGAUCAUUUUUCGGGAGAAUUAACCGUUUUUUUUUUACAUUCGUGAUAAAAUUUAUGUGGUGCGGAAUAAAAACAAAGGCAACGUUGAGGAACAUUUUGUGGGAAUUAUUUCGGAAGAGAUCGAAAACUUCCGAAAUUUCGGACGACACGUGUUCCUUGGUGGUAAGAAUAAAUUGACACUAUUCGGAUUGCUCGAGUUUGAAGAAGCUUUAUGCCGGGAGUGGGACUGAAUAUUAAUGGAACAGGGCGAAUGGGCAAUGAACAACAGAAUGGAUUUGCUUCCAUACAACAACGAGGAGGAUGUGGUCCUUUACAUGGACGAUUUGACGGGCACCAAUGUAGUUUUGCAGCCAAUGAGAGGGCACGGCGCUGGAAAAUCGAAUGAACCGCGAUUGGCAGCAGGGGGCGGGCUGCCGGGUCCGCGAUUGCCCGGCAACAAUCCAGCGACACUUGCGGAUGCUAGCAGUACUAAUCCGCGAAGGAACAACUUCGGGCCGGUACGGGGCGGCGAAGUUGACGAUCUUCUUGGCCGCGGAAGGUUCGACGAGGGUGGAAAUAAUCUCGAUGAUCGUCGCACCGACGACGGGACCCCGACAUCGCAAUAUCCACGACGUCGUUUCCCAUUCGACGUCAAUAUUUAUCAACAAAAAAAGACUUUGGCACAAGGAAUGAUGGAUCUCGCUUUAAUAUCCGCGAACGCGAAUCAGUUUCGUUACGUUUUACAGUCCUCCACUCAUCCCUAUUACAUGACUUCCCUGGUAAUGAUCGGAACCAGUUUAUUCUUACAAAUCUUCGUUGGGAUCGGCCUUAUUUGGAACAGCACAUACAACGUCAAAAAAGACACACACGUUUUACCGGCAAACAAAAUCAACAAUUUGACCAUUAUUGGAAUAUUUCUCGUAACGAUACUUAACGUUUUUAUAACCUCUUUCGGCGUCGCCGAACCUUACAGCGGAAAUUUCAAAGCUAGGGAAGAAGCCGCGGCUGAAAGUAGCCACGCAUUAAAGAAUAAUUAGUGGUGCUUAGGAAUUCAAUUCUUGAUGAAUUCAAGAGUCGACAUUUUUUAUCUCCAACGAUGAGCAUUUCGUUCGCGUGUGCGCGCGCGCGCGUGUGUAUUUGUAUUUGUGCGUGUGUGUGACCUCGACGGAGUAUCAUUUCGAUCAUUAAGCCUGUUGUAAUAAAAAGAUUAUCCAAGAUUUUCUACAACCUUACGGAAAUAAACUAUUUUUCUAUUCUA
Molecule: messenger RNA, 1663 nt
Organism: Venturia canescens
Lineage: Eukaryota; Metazoa; Arthropoda; Insecta; Hymenoptera; Ichneumonidae
Product: ninjurin-1-like
Exons: 2
Coding region: 663-1442 (259 amino acids)
Biological process (GO): tissue regeneration; cell adhesion
Cellular component (GO): membrane
Source: RefSeq, a predicted model, not a curated record